Balaenoptera acutorostrata (minke whale) is the source of this 1359-nucleotide messenger RNA. RefSeq names its product bcl-2-like protein 13. Gene Ontology annotation, cellular component: mitochondrion. The record is from RefSeq and is a predicted model, not a curated record. Gene Ontology annotation, biological process: apoptotic process; regulation of apoptotic process. Lineage: Eukaryota; Metazoa; Chordata; Mammalia; Artiodactyla; Balaenopteridae. The transcript is spliced from 4 exons.
AUGUGGAGACACAGGUACCACUGCACACUGUUGGGGCCUGGGCCGGAUUUCACACAUCUGCAAGCAGACCUUUCCGGAGCUCUGCCAGCCGACCCCACGGUGUCCUCUACCACUGGGCCCCUAGGGUCUCACUACGAAACAAAGUGUGUCGUCCUCAGCUACUUGGGAGUCCUCUCUCAGGAGAAGCCGCGGGACCAACAUCUUUCCUCACCCCAAGGGAUACGACACGAUAUGGCUUCACAAUCUCUGGAUCAAGAAAUUUUAUUAAAAGUUAAAACUGAAAUUGAAGAAGAGCUAAAAUCCCUGGACAAAGAAAUUUCUGAAGCCUUCACCAGCACAGGCUUCACCCGGCACUCUUUGCCUGUGUUCAGCCCCACAAACCCUGACAGCUCCGCAGAGGACCGCUUGGCCCGCCUUGGGGAGAAGGCGUCGCAGGAGCUGAGGGCGCCUCUGCCGGGGCCUUGCAGACCCGAACUGCAGGGAGCACCCAGGCCAGCGACGUACCAGGCACGUCGGGAAUGUACGCUGGAGACCACAGCUCACGCCAGCGGCCGGAAUAAGACGUUGGUGCCUCUGAUUCUGCUACGACCAGUGCUCUUGGGGUUGACAAGGCGAGCUCAGGAACCUUGGAGCGCGUCGCUGCAGUUUGGAGCGACUCUCCCGGAGGACCACGCCGCCGAGCGCAUCACGCAGCAGGGUGGCUAGGGCACUGCCUUUAACCUGCAGUCCGCGGAGGAGGACGAGGAGCGCCCCGCGGAGGACAGCAACGACACCGACAUCCCGCCCGGAGGCGGCGCCCCGCUCGCCAGCCCCACCGAGGCUCCGGCGCCCGCGACAGCGUCCUGGCGGGCCGAGGGCCUCCCCGUGUCGCUGUCCAGCAGCCAGAGCUGGCGCACCGAGAGCCCACCGGAGUCCCCGGCUCCCGAGUCCUGGCAGCAGGUCGCAGCGGACCCCGAAGAAGUCGAGAGCUUGGACAACAACGGGGCUGGAGAGAAGAGCGAGGGCAACUCCGCCAACUCGGACCUCGCGCACGUGGAGGAGGAGGAGGUGCCCGAGGGCGCGGAGACGGCGGCCCCUGCCCUGACGGCGGCCGGGGAGCCUGGCCCCGAGGGGUCGGCCGGCCAGACAGCCCGUCCCACGACAUCUCUGUCCGCGGAACUUGCUGAAGAAGAGGCGGGAGCGGCCGCGUCUGAAGCUGCUGAGCUGGAGCAGGAGGGGGUCCCGCCGCUAGGGCCCCCGGGGGAGCCCCCAGCAGCCCCGCCGGGCGGAGAGCAGGCGGCCCGCGGCCUUGAGCCGACGGGGCCUCGCCGGCCGGCAGCGUCCCUCUUGCUGGGCAUCGCUGUCCGUGACCUGGACUAG